GUGCUGGCUACGAUGGCACAGAGCAUGCUCCUCUUCUCGCUGGGGAUGUUGGUAUCCGUGCCCACCGUCGUCAUCCCCGCGGUCACCAGGUACAGCAACCUCACCGGCUGCAACAGCACCGCUACCUCUCACGAUGGCUGCUUCAGGCUCACAGAAGGGGAAGCUUCCACGUUCGCGGGUCUCGUGCUCAUCAUGCAGCCCCUGGGAAGCUUGCUGGCCGGAGUCAUCCAGGAGUCCGUGGGCAGGAAGCUGUGCAUGCUGCUGGUGAACAUCCCGGAGCUGAUAGGUUGGCUGUUCCUAUACUACUCCACCAGCAGCUGGCAGCUUUACGCUGCAGCUAUCAGCAUGGGGUUCAGCAUCGGCGUCAUGGAAGCCCCGACCUUGUCGUACGUCGGGGAGAUCGCCCAGCCUCACCUCCGGGGCGUCCUGGCCUCGUGCACUUCGGUCUACGUUUCGGUCGGCACGCUACUCAUGUACUCCUUGGGCACCUUCCUCCACUGGAAGACUGCGAUGGCAAUCAGUACCUGUGUACCUGUGCUGACGUUCGUAGCCAUCCUCCAGAUCCCAGAGUCGCCGGUCUGGCUGCUGCUGAGGGGAAGAGACGUGGAGGCGAUGAGGUCACUCUGCUGGCUGAGGGGGUGGACGACGCCGGACAAAGUGGAAAAGGAACUGAGGCAAAUGCAAGAUCACGCGAUCGCUUCCAAGCUAGUACCUAGUGAUAUUUCUGAGAAGAAUCCAGAUGGUAUCCUGAGAAAACCAACAUUCAAGGAAAAAAUGGUGGACUUAAUGAGGCCAGCCAUGAUGCGGCCUUUGACUUUGGUCAUCUGUUUCUUCUUCUUCACCCACUCUGCUGGCCUCAAUGGCGCCAGGCCUUAUCUAGUCAAAGUAUACACCAGGCUCGGAGUGAGCAUUAAUCCUUUCCUUGGAACCGUAUUAGGAGCCAUCAGCCAGAUAAUAGGAGUUUUCGUAUGUAUGGUGUCGGUGCGCAGAGUAGGAAAAAGAAAACUGGCACUCAUAACUAUGUUCCUCUGUUCAACAAUAAAUCUAUGCCUUGGCUUAUACUCGUUGUUCCAUGAGACUGGCUACUUGUACCUGAGUUGGUUACCAUUGGUAUUGAUGGCGUUGCUCUCAUUCACAGCAAACUCAGGGUUUGCUAUAAUACCAUGGGCUCUUCUUGCCGAAGUUUUUCCUCCACGAGGACGCGGUGUUGGAGGAGGAUUAUCAGCAGCUUCAUUCUACAUUGAAUGGUUUAUCGUAACAAAAACUUGGCCUUACAUACAGUCUGUAAUACAGUUGUACGGAAUGUUUUUCCUCUAUAGUUCACUUGGAUUCAUCGGAACCUUUUACUUGUACAUGAACUUACCUGAAACAGAAGGUAAAAGUUUAGAAGAAAUUGAAGGAAUGUUCAAGAAAAACCGAUUAAGAAGAUAAGGAAAAAAAAUAGUAGAAAAUACAAUUAUAUGUUAUGUUAACAUAAUAUAUGUUAUAUAGGUGUUAACAUAAUCUUUGCCAUAUCCAAAAUUCUCCCUUGUAAAUAUUGCCUAUGAUAAAUAUUUAGAUAAACAGGGAAAAUUUUGUAGAUACAUAAAACAUGUUUUUAUAUGUAAAUUUAAAAAUAGAUAAAUAUAGUUAGUUAUUUUUAUUUUUAAAAUUUAGUCAUUGAGACCAAAUUUAUCUUAUGAUGAUAAUCUACUUCUAGUUAAAGAAAUGAAUUAUAAAUAUAAAGUACAAACUAUCUCAAACAACAAUUAAAACACUGCCUUUGAGAUUAUUAUUAACUGGAAUAGCCAUAAUUUAGUCUAUUAAUAAAUGGAAAUGAUUCAAAGGAUGGUUCCUAAAAAUAAGUAGAGUUAAUAAAAUUAUUAAUAAUUCAAUUAUAGUUAUAAAUUAUAUUAAUUGUGACACAAAAUAUGUAGAGGAACAGUUAUAAAAAAGGUUGUUAUAUUAAUGUACUGGUAACAACGUAACAUACUUGAUGCUGAAAUAGAAAAAAAAUGUUUCCAAAUAAUUAUAUUUCAAAACUUUUAAAAUAUUUAGUUUUAUGGUUAAACUUGUCAUAAUAACUGUAAUACUAACUACGUGCCCCUAAUUACUUCUGAGAUAUUUUAUAAAUAACUAAUCUUUUAUUAUAAAAAACCUUUUUUUAAUGAUUUAUCCGAUGUAUGACAAAAAAUCUGUUUUAAAUUAUUUAUCUAAUUUUAUUAUAAAGUAUAACAAUUCUAAACUUCAUUAUAGCAUAAUACUAUAAUAAUAAUAAUAUUAUUAUUA
Nezara viridula (southern green stink bug) is the source of this 2268-nucleotide messenger RNA. The record is from the annotation of a GenBank genome assembly. Lineage: Eukaryota; Metazoa; Arthropoda; Insecta; Hemiptera; Pentatomidae.